Oncorhynchus tshawytscha (Chinook salmon) is the source of this 1030-nucleotide messenger RNA. It is a transcript of the gene fgf11b, whose product is annotated as fibroblast growth factor 11b. Gene Ontology annotation, cellular component: cytoplasm. NCBI's taxonomy places the organism in Eukaryota, Metazoa, Chordata, Actinopteri, Salmoniformes, Salmonidae. Gene Ontology annotation, molecular function: fibroblast growth factor receptor binding; growth factor activity. Gene Ontology annotation, biological process: cell differentiation; regulation of cell migration; positive regulation of gene expression. Bases 235 to 1026 code for a protein of 263 amino acids. The record is from RefSeq and is a predicted model, not a curated record. The transcript is spliced from 5 exons.
AUUGGAUGUUUGACUGCACUUGAACUUUCACCUUCUCCAGCUCCUUCCUUUUUCAGGGGGCUCUGAACCUAACCCCCAUAUCUGUAACACCGCGUAGAACCCCUCUCCCCCCUCUGGGGCUCUCCCUGGACCUUCCCAUCUCUCUCUGCUGCUUGAGGACAGAGACAGCCCCACCAGGAGAGGGGUUGUUAGGUAGGAAGACACCCCCCUCCCAAAGGUGAGAGGGGGGGGAAGAUGGCAGCUCUCGCCAGCUCUCUCAUCAGACAGAAACGGGCGGUCAAGGACGACGGACAAAACCGACCUGUAGCCAACAAAAGGAAGCCCUGUCCUAAGAGCAACAAGUCUCUGUGCCAGAAACAGAUCUUAGUCCUUAUCUCUAAAGUACGGCUAUGUGGGGGUCGAAAAGGUCGAAACGAAAAGAGACCGGAGCCCCAGUUGAAAGGCAUCGUUACCAGGCUGUACAGUCAGCACGGAUACUACCUGCAGAUGCAGCCGGAUGGCACCAUGGAUGGCACAAGGGACGAAGGCAGCUCCUUCUCACAGUUCAACUUGAUUCCUGUGGGUCUGAGGAUCGUGGCGAUCCAGGGGGCGAAGACAGGGCUCUACCUGGGCAUGAACAGUGAUGGGUACCUCUACACCUCUGAACACUUCACUCCAGAGUGUAAGUUCAAGGAGAGUGUGUUUGAGAACUACUACGUGACGUACUCCUCCAUGCUCUACCGCCAGAACCAGUCGGGCCGCUCCUGGUAUAUCGGUAUCAACCGCGACGGACAGGUUAUGAAGGGCAACCGGGUGAAGAAGACCAAGGGAGCCGCACACUUCCUGCCUAAAGUUAUUGAAGUUGCCAUGUACAAGGAGCCAUCGCUACACGAACUAGUCAAUGAACCGAAGGAAAAAGAGAAGGAAAGAGAUAAAGAGAGCCCUGCUCGGAAGACAGUGAAGACGUCAGAAGAACGUCAUGAAAUAACAUUCUCCAUCAAGAACUGCAGGAAAGAGAAAAAAGCUCCCAAGGCUGACGCCUCGUAGCACA